UCUUUCACGCAAGCUUCGUUAUCUACGCUGGGAUGGAUACCCUUUAAACUCUAUGCCUUCAAGAUUUCAUCCGGAGUUUCUUGUUGAACUUUGUAUGAGUAAUAGCCAUCUCCACUAUCUUUGGAAUGGAAUCCAGCCUCUUAGGAUACUGAAGAAGAUGGAUCUCUCUCGUUGUCAGUACCUAAUGGAAGUUCCGGAUCUGUUAAAAGCCACAAACUUUGAGGAGCUAAACCUUUUCUAUUGCCAAAGCUUAACUGAGGUUACUCCAUCUAUCAAAAAUCUUCAGAAACUUUAUUGUUUGUACUUGACUAAUUGCAUCAAACUCGAGAAGAUUCCAAGUGGAAUCGCUUUGCAGUCUCUUGAAACAGUUGGAAUGAAUGGAUGCUCAAGCGUAAUGCAUUUUCCAGAGUUUUCUUGGAAAACCAAAAGACUCUAUAUGAGCAGUACAAAGAUAGAGGAACUGCCAUCAUCGAUCAGCCGUCUCUCUAGUCUGGUUGAAUUGGAUAUGUCAGAUUGCCAGAGUAUCAGGACCCUUCCGAGUUCUGUAAGGCACUUGGUGACACUUAAAUCCAUGAAUUUGGACGGCUGCAAACAUCUUGAGAACCUCCCAGACUCAUUACAGAGCCUCACAUCUCUUGAAACUCUUGAAGUGUCUGGUUGCCUUAAUAUGAACGAGUUCCCUCUUGUUGCCAAGAAUAUAGAAGUUCUGCGUAUAUCUGAGACUUCAGUUAAAGAAAUCCCUGCAAGAAUCUGUGAUCUCUCUCAGCUUAGAUACUUGAGUAUUUCAGGAAAUAAAAGACUUAGAUCACUUCCGGUAAGCAUUUCUGAGUUGAGAUCACUUGAAAAGCUCAAGGUUUCUGGCUGUUCUGUACUUGAGAGCCUUCCGCCAGAGAUUUGUGAGACAAUGAGCUGCCUGAGGUGGCUUGAUUUGGAAAGGACCAGCAUCAAAGAACUGCCUGAAAACAUUGGUAAUUUGAUAGCUGAUAGUGCUCAAAUUACCCAGUAGAGCUUACUCUCUCAAAUAAGAGGUACAGCUGUAGUAUUUAGGGAUCGAAUCACGAGGAGCUAUGGAACCAAUUAAAUAAAAUCUACUAAUCAAUCCUAGGCAAGGUUGGUUUAUAUGAUGGAAA
Raphanus sativus (radish) is the source of this 1130-nucleotide messenger RNA. Its product is annotated as disease resistance protein TAO1-like. Gene Ontology annotation, molecular function: protein binding. The transcript is spliced from 2 exons. The record is from RefSeq and is a predicted model, not a curated record. NCBI's taxonomy places the organism in Eukaryota, Viridiplantae, Streptophyta, Magnoliopsida, Brassicales, Brassicaceae. The coding region runs from base 53 to 1006 and encodes 317 amino acids.